Molecule: messenger RNA, 3050 nt
Organism: Gadus macrocephalus (Pacific cod)
Lineage: Eukaryota; Metazoa; Chordata; Actinopteri; Gadiformes; Gadidae
Gene: homer2
Product: homer scaffold protein 2
Exons: 10
Coding region: 337-1410 (357 amino acids)
Biological process (GO): regulation of store-operated calcium entry; G protein-coupled glutamate receptor signaling pathway
Cellular component (GO): cytoplasm; postsynaptic density; plasma membrane
Molecular function (GO): G protein-coupled glutamate receptor binding
Source: RefSeq, a predicted model, not a curated record
GGCGCAUGUUCGCCAACACUUGAAGGGUCGACGGCUUUCUGCUGCGACACUGAUCCUUUCAUUAGUUGUAUUAUGUAUAUAAAGUAACAGAUUCCACAGCACUAAAAAUCCUAAAAUCACUAACAGUACAAGUGCUACUGCUUAAUCAAACAUCAAGGGCAAUAAACAUCCGUCGCUGUGCCAAGGACUUGUUUGGAGGUUGUGGUCGAGGAAUGAAGUCUGUUGCCAGCUGAUCGUCAAGUGGACUUAAUUCAUGUUCUGAACUGAUAUUUUUCACACAAAACCCAAUAGCAUAGCCAGGGCGAAAGGAGCUGUUCUGUUCUUCAAGUACGCGCAAUGGGGGAGCAGCCCAUCUUCACCACCAGGGCCCAUGUGUUCCAGAUCGACCCGACCACCAAGAAGAACUGGGUUCCUGCCAGCAAGCAGGCGGUCACCGUUUCCUACUUCUACGACAGCACGCGAAACAGCUACCGCAUCAUCAGCGUGGAUGGCUCCAAGGUGAUCAUCAACAGCACCAUCACCCCCAACAUGACCUUCACCAAGACCUCCCAGAAGUUUGGCCAGUGGGCCGACAGCAGGGCCAACACAGUCUUCGGCCUUGGCUUCGGCUCAGAGCAGCAGCUUGCGAAGUUUGCUGAGAAGUUCCAAGAGGUGAAGGAUGCGGCGAAACUGGCCAGAGACAAAUCUCAGGAGAAAAUGGAGACAUCAAGCAAUCACUCCCAGGAGUCGGGGCGUGUGACCCCCUCCAACCCCUCCACCCCCCAGGCCUCCAGCAUCAACGGGACCGACGAUGAGAAGAUCUCCCACGUGGGCCCCGAGGCUGCCUUGCUCAUGAGCGAGAACGACCGCCUCAAGACCGCCGUGGAACAGAGCAACACCAACGCCAAGAAGUGGGAGACGGAGCUCCAGACGCUGCAGGAGAGCAACGCGCGGCUGGAGGACGCGCUGACUGAGUCCUCGGCCAACGUGGAGAGCUGGAAGAAGCAGCUUAGCGUCUGCAAGGAGGAGAGCGACGCUCUGCGGGACAAGAUCAUUGAGCUGGAAGCCCAGUGCAAGGAGGUCAGCCUGGAGCAGGAGAGGAACGCUCAGCUGACCGCCAAGGUGCAGGAGCUGGAGGCGGAGCUACAAGACAAGGAACAGGAGCUGCAGAACCUGCGGAAGCAGGCGGAGAUCAUCCCUCAGCUCAUGGCCGAGUGUGAGAGCAUCACCGAUAAGCUACGGACUGCCGAGACGAAGAACGUGGAGCUGGACGGCCGGAUAGGAGGCCUGCAGGCCGAUGCGGAUGAGAAUCGGCAGAAGCAGGGCGACAUGCAGGGCGAGCUCAAGAAGUUCAUGGACAUCCUGGACGGGAAGAUUGACGAGCUGCACGAGUUCCGCCAGGGCCUAUCCAAGCUGGGGGUGGGCAACUAGAGGUCAAGGGUCAAAGCAUUCUACUAACCCUAACCUCGAGGUCAUCCUCCCUCUUUCCCUCACCAAAUGGUGUGGUCCAAUCUCAACAAUUAGGUUUUCCAAAAAUAAUCGAAAUGAACAAAAUAAUUGCAGAAAGUGUGGUUAAAAUGUGUGGAGGGAGAGGGCUUGGCUGACUUAGGAGGAUGGAGUCGUGUUCUUUGUGUUGAGCUUAACGUAGGGACCUUCCCCGCUGCUGUGUUCUGGGGAGGGGGGGCUGGGUGCUGGAGGACAGGGUGGGUGGCGGGUGCGGGCCCUUGGACUCUCGUCUCUGUGAUUCCGUUUGUUUGUUCCAGCCCCAGGAUGGUUUGUACCAGGUACCAGGUCAACAAAGCCAGGCUUGCUUUAUGAACAAAAGGGCUAACUGACAUCCCCCCCUGAUGGACCCUGACCCCCCUGAGGGGAGAACCCGGCCGAGCCCCCGCCCCCCGUCUAUCUCAGGUGUUUGAAGAGUUUGUAUUUAGGUUAGGAUACACACACACACACACACACACACACACACACACACACACACACACACACACACACACACACACACACACACACACACACACACACACACACGAUUGAAGGUCACGAAUCAAGUGCCUCCGGGCGGCGCCAUCCCACCCUCCCACCGUCUCACCCCCUCAUCUCCCUCAACCUCCCACCCCCCACUCUGGCCGAGGGAUAACAUCAUGACAAUGACAUCAUAGUGACAUCACUACCAAGCAGAUGUUUUUUGUGGAGGAAAAUCAUGUUCAUCACAAAGAAAGAUUUUUUUUUCAACCUAACUUUCAUUGUAGGGUAAAGGGAGAAGGUGCCAGAACAUUUAUUUACCAAUGCCUCUUUGACAUUGAAGUCAGAAUCAAACGCUGGCUCAGACGUCUUAUACACACAAGACAGCAAUAGGAUUCCAAAGGUUUGCUGCCAUCCUUGAAGACACGUUUAUUUGCAUUAAGAGGGAAAUUUGACUUAUUUUUCCAGAGUUCUUCAUCCAAAAAAUACUAGUAUACUGUAUGAACCCCUUUUGCCUUCAGUGAAGUGAUCAAAAUACCUUUUUUGUGUUUUGCAAUGUUUGACGAUAUUUGUGCUUCCCAUACAAGCUUUCUUUGGGUGGUGCUGGGAAUCUGUGCUGCUACAGGGAUAAUAAUGUGAACAGGAACUUCAUAGCAAGGAUAGAGAGGGCUGGGGCCUUCGAUCUAAAAUUCUGGAUUAUGUUUUUCUUCCUCGUUUGAUUUACAACUUUAUUUAUUGGUGCCUAUUAAGAAGUCGUUUUUCUAGAAUCAACCCUGAACUCGAACACUACCUUAACCCAAAAUGUAUUUCUGUGCAAAUACAAUGUAUAAUAUAUGUAUUCAUACCAGAUCUAUGGCUUCUGAACUUCUUUAUUUUUUUGAUAAUAGAAUAACUUAAUUGCAGGACGGUGUCUGAGUAUAAAGAAGGGAAAUAUACCGCGAGUGUAAUCUGUUUGGAUCCCGUUUAAAUCUCUUGCUGAUUGGUUGGCAGAAGCCAGAACACUUCUCGUGAUCAUCUCCUUUCCCAUCUCCUGCCCUCCUUUCGUGAGCCAAGUUCAACAUUGUACCACAGAAAUGACAAUUGUUUAAAAUUUAGUUUAAUUAUUA